UUUUUGUCAACAACAGAUCACAGAGAUUAAAAAAACGUGCAUUGAAGAAAAAUAUGAGCGAUUCUGUAUGAAUUCAAGUUGUAUUUUUCUAUAUUAAUAUAUAGAUUGCAGUUGGAAGAAAUUAAGCAAAUAUAAAAGUACUCCAAAUUUGUUAUAAAAGUGUUACGGCGCCUAAAAUGAGUCAAAUCUUAAAUAGAAUAAUCGAAGUAGACCCAAACAAUAGCGAAGCUGUUAAAGAAAGCGUUGGUGUUUUCUUCCAGAAUUUAUUAAAGCAUGUAGAUCAAGACAGCAAUAGAUGGCUUCGAGCCUUAGAAGACGUGAUCAACCGAUUUCCCAAAUAUUGCAUCAAUCAUCGAACAACAUUUGAAACAUUUCUGAUUAAUUUUAUUGAUUCGCAUAACAAUAACAAUGUUAUUGCUGCAGCAAAAUGUGUUCAUCUAUUACAACAGAUAAAAACCACAAAUCCAAAAUCAGGAUGGAGACGCCACAUGACUCUGUUGUGUUAUUCAGCUAAUAAGCUGAUGGGUAAGCUCUAUGCUAUCACCACAAGUACUUUGAAAGAUGACAUUAUGAGUGAUAUACAAGCAAAUAUUUCUCCUCUAGUAGAAAUAUUGCUUAAUGUGACUAAUGUACCGCAAAAGAAUACAGAAAGGACUAAAGUAUUAAACAACAGAUUAAAAAAUGUCUUCAUCUGCAUACAGGCUAUGCUUGUUGAAGUAUAUCCAACAGCGAAACCAAUCCAGCCACAGAUGAUUCUAGAUUUAAUAGUGCAAAUAUUGAGUAUAGCUUGUGUAACCAGAGACACUACGGAGGAUCUUGUUGCUAUGAAAAUCCAAGCACUUCGCACAUUGGAUGCACUUAUAGCUUGCCUUGGCCCAAAUCUUAUACCAUAUUCUCCACUAGUAUUCAGGCUGGUAAUGCAAACAUUAAGAUGGAGUUCUGAUAAUCCCAAUGAUCAUACCAAAAAUGUCCGACGACACGCAUAUACAACCUUACGGCAAUGGCUCACGGUGUUGCAUGUGAGCAAAAUAUCAGAAAGUCGAAGCUCACUAGAGGACGAAUUGACCACACACAUUAUAAAUGAUAUAACACCACCCAAAAAAGUUGUUGAACUUACUAUGGGACCGCAACCAACGAGAAAUAUGAGUAAGAAGGCGCAGAGAAAAAUGAAAGCCAGACAAAUUAAUGAGAGUAGCCUUGCUUCGCAUAUGCCGGGGAAAAAUAAGACAUCCAAAUCGGAAGUAAUGAAUAACGAAGUGGCGAUGGCAGCGUUGGAUUGCGCCGAAACAUUAUUCAUUGUGGGAGGGAUAUUUCUGAAACCUAUCACACAUAAAAUUUUCCAAGAGCGUAUAAUCCGCGAGUGUUUCAACAUACAAGCAUACAGCGAAGCGCACAGUGUAGCGUUGUUAAGAGCGUUAGAAGCCGUUCGGAAAUGCAGCCCACAUUCGGUACCACCGCCCACACAGUACUGCCUGCAAUUGUAUGCUACAUUAGUCAAUAGCGAGCAACACGAGAUCGCGGCAUUCUGUUCGAGAGCUUUAUUGGAUAUAAGAUUACAUUUGCAUUGUUCUCCGCCAUCACUCAACUUUGCGCUGACCGUCGCGCCUGAGAAAGCAAAUAAGAAAAAGAGGGUUUCCGAAAAGAAUCUAGCUGUCUUGGAAUCACUGCUUGGAAAAGACAAGAUUCCGCCCAAUGGCUUAGAGGAAAUAAUAACAAUAGCUGAUGAACCAGUAAGCAAAAAAUCGAGAUUAGAAGAUGACGCAGAAAAAAUAAGUCUCAGUAGUGAUAACAUGAGUUCUGUAGAAAUAAGUGACGAUUCGGGUACUGAAGAUGUACAAGAAAUUAAUCAAAACGAAGAAAGGUCUGCCUCCGGAGAUGUUUCGAUAAAUGAAAUAGAAAAUGAAAGUCAAUCUACUCAAAAUGAUAUAGAAACUUUAAGCAACCAAGAAGGUGAUUAUAGUAAAGCUGUGUCUGAAAUGAUUGUAACUUGCCAAGAUGAUGAACAAACUCUGUGCUUUGAAGAUAUUCCUAACAAAAAUAUUGAUAUAACUGAAGGAGGAAACAUUAAUGAAACAAAUGUUGUUAAAGAAAAUUCAGAUACUUCAAUACACAAUGCUCCUACUCAAGUGCCAUUAAAUGAUUCAGUUGAAACUUUAGAUGGUGAUGACAGACCACAUUCUUUAGAAGUAACAUAUGAUUAUCCAAAUACAGGAAGUGAAAAAGUAGCUGUUCUAGAUAAAAUUGAUGAUGCUAAUCUCCCGAGUACUAAUGAAACAGAUGAUAUUCAAAUAACUUGCGGGCAAGUGAUCCGAAAUUCUCAAGACAUUGAUGGAGAGAGAAAAUCUGGUGAAAUGGAAAUUGACAAGUCACCAAAACUAAAUGGUAUUGAAGAUCCUAAAGAUGAAACAAAAGAUAUAAAUGUAGAAAUGACAGUGACGGAAUGUGAGUCUUCUUGUGUAGCAACACAAAAGAAUAUUCUAUCUGUUGAAGAUAUGAUGGCUGAUUUUGUAGACGAAGUUAAUGAUGACGCCUAAAAAUUUAUAUUUAUGUAAUUAUUUGUUUAAGAUUAAUAAAUUGCAU
Messenger RNA from Zerene cesonia (dogface butterfly), 2580 nucleotides. RefSeq names its product proline-, glutamic acid- and leucine-rich protein 1-like. The transcript is spliced from 13 exons. Gene Ontology annotation, biological process: rRNA processing. Gene Ontology annotation, cellular component: nucleus. The record is from RefSeq and is a predicted model, not a curated record. Bases 177 to 2534 code for a protein of 785 amino acids. Lineage: Eukaryota; Metazoa; Arthropoda; Insecta; Lepidoptera; Pieridae.